Molecule: messenger RNA, 3321 nt
Organism: Cyprinodon tularosa
Lineage: Eukaryota; Metazoa; Chordata; Actinopteri; Cyprinodontiformes; Cyprinodontidae
Gene: egr1
Product: early growth response 1
Exons: 2
Coding region: 511-2040 (509 amino acids)
Biological process (GO): regulation of transcription by RNA polymerase II
Molecular function (GO): RNA polymerase II cis-regulatory region sequence-specific DNA binding; DNA-binding transcription factor activity, RNA polymerase II-specific
Source: RefSeq, a predicted model, not a curated record
CCUCAGCCUCCUUUUAUGGACAUCUACGUCACGACAAGAGUGUAUAUAAGAGCAGGGAAACCUCGCAGCUCUUAGAGAGAGCUCUGAGAGCCCACAUGAGCAACAGUUAGAACAGCGACACACAGAAGUCCCUGCCUGAGAAAUAUCACUACAAAAGUGAAACAAAAAAGUCAAAACAACAACCAUAGAAGACAGUCAGAGCCUGAUUGGAAAGGUAGCCUUAUUUAAUGUAAAAAAAAAAAAAGAUUGAUCAAUUUUGAUUAAUCUUAGGAGAUGAGUGUAGAGGACUGAAUAUUUAUUUUCUUGCUGAAAAUACGAGUGGAUUUUUCUCAUCUCUGAGAGGAAAAGGAAAAAACAUCUACUGGAGAAGAAGAACUACGGAGCAAGGUCUUCCACUGCAUCGGCUGAAGUGUUGGGCUAAGUGAUCUCCUCCACCUGUGAGGCACUGCUCUGCCAGCACACACAGCGAUUCCGAAGCAGCCACCAGCGCAGCCUCAGCACCAGCAGAGGAUGGCUGCAGCCAAGACCGAGAUGAUCCUCCCUACCCUGCAGAUCUCAGAGCCUCUGAGCUUUCCUCACUCCCCCAUGGAUAACUAUCCCAAACUGGAGGAGGUGAUGAUGCUCACCAAUGCAGGGACCCCCUUCCUCUCUGCCUCCGCACCCGAGGGUGCAGGCUUUGGCUCCGGGGAACCAGGGGAGCAGUAUGACCACCUUCCUGGAGAUACAUUAUCUGAUAUCCCCUUCUCCUGUGAAAAGUCUAUUGGGGAGCAAACAUAUCCCACCCAGAGGCUGCCUCCUAUAUCCUACACUGGCCGUUUCACCCUUGAACCCGCCACCACAUGCAGCAACAGCCUCUGGGCGGAGCCCAUCCUGGGGCUGUUCACCGGCCUUAUGGGCAAUGUUGCACCUGCCUCCAGCUCUUCCUCAGUUUCCUCACAGACCUCCUCGUCCUCCUCGUCAACCAUCCCAUCCUCAUCCACUUCUUCCUCCUCAACCUCUUCCACAUCUCAAAGCUCCAGCCUCAACACCUCAAUCCACCACAGCGAACCCAAUCCAAUCUACUCAGCUGCCCCAACAUACUCCAGCCCCAACUCCGACCUCUUUCCAGACCAGAGCCAGGGUUUUGUCAGCUCAGCCGGAUCAGUGCAGUACCCACCGCCUGCAUACCCUAAUAGCAAGACAAGUUUCCCUGUGCCAAUGAUUCCUGACUACCUCUUCCCCCAGCAGCAGGGGGAGAUCAGCCUGGUCCCUCCUGACCAAAAACCCUUCCAGAGUCAGUCAAACCAGCCCUCACUUACUCCUCUGUCAACCAUCAAGGCCUUCGCCACUCAGACGGGUUCCCAGGACUUAAAAACUGUCUACCAGUCCCAGCUUAUAAAGCCCAGCCGCAUGCGCAAGUACCCCACACGGCCAAGCAAGACGCCACCACAUGAAAGGCCCUAUGCUUGCCCUGUGGAGACCUGCGAUCGUCGCUUCUCACGGUCCGAUGAGCUGACUCGUCACAUCCGCAUUCACACCGGUCAGAAACCCUUCCAGUGCCGCAUCUGCAUGCGAAACUUCAGCCGCAGCGAUCACUUGACAACGCACAUCCGCACUCACACAGGUGAGAAGCCCUUUGCCUGCGAGAUCUGCGGACGCAAGUUUGCCCGCAGUGAUGAGAGAAAGAGGCACACAAAGAUCCACCUCAGGCAAAAGGACAAGAAGGCAGAGAAGGCUGGAGCUGCCGUGGUAACGUCAGCGCCAGCAUCUUCUGCCUCCCCCGCCUCCAGCUACCCCUCUCCCAUCACUUCUUACCCCUCGCCAGUAUCUUCCUACUCCUCUCCAGUGACCUCCUGCUACUCCUCUCCCGUCCACACUUCCUAUCCCUCUCCAUCCAUCGCCACCACUUACCCAUCGGCGUCCAUGUCCACCACCUUCCAGUCUCAAGUCGCCACCUCAUUCCCUUCAUCAGUUGCAUCCAACAUCUACAGCUCUCCGGUGCCCACGCCACUUUCAGACAUGCACAGCACCGUCUCCCCGAGGACAAUCGAGAUCUGCUAAAAACAGAGCAGAGAGAAAAACUUUUUGUACUCUCAAUGCACUUCUCCUUCUGCAAGGUUUUCAUUUUAGGGAGAAAAAUAAAUCAGUAUCAAAAGGACUUCUUAUUUCCCUCCCCCUAAAAGCACUUUUUUCCCCUCCUGGGUGUAGUGCAGGUAAAUCUUGAGAUUUGUCUGAAAGAAACUACGAAACAAAACAAAAAAAACAUGUCAAGGACUGGGCAAGGACAGUACAAUGUUUAAAGGGAUUUUAUACCGUCUCUUUAAAAAACUGCAGCCCUUCAGAUGCAUAUAGGACUCUAGAGACAAACAGAAAACAGCUCUGGCGGGUCUGUGCUAUCAGGUACCCAAAAAACAAAACAAAUAAACCUAAAACAAGAGACAGACGGAUUCCUCAGGCACGUUCGUGCUUGAGGCAUUUAUACAAAAGACAAUGAAUGAUAUACAUAAGCUAUCAAAUAUGUAUAUUGUACAUGUGCCAUGUUUUGUUUUUAUCACUCCUUGGUACCACUGAUGUGAACAAUUAUUUGCAUUGUAUUAUUUGAAGUGAGCAGGGCCAUAUUUUCUACAUACUUUCUCUAUUAUGUAGUGAUGAUGCUGUGAUUCGUUUUGACAUUUUUUGAGAUAAAAAAAGAAGCACUUAAGUAUUCGAGCAUGAGUAAGAGUGAUGUUAGUUUUUGUUGUAAAUAUCAUCCACUGGUACUAUCUCUUUCUCACAUGUGACAUAUCGCUUGGUUAUAUUAAAAAAACUGAGAAAUGGAAAAAAAAAACCUGAAAAAAAAAUCUUAAACAGACAAAUGCUCCUGUUAUUUGGUGCCUUUCGUGAAGCCUUGCAGAUUUUGUAACUCGGCUGAGUGUGAGAGUGGAUGCACUGCAUCUCGCCUUAAGUGUUAAGGGAAUAUUUUUGUUACAAAAUGUACGCACUCAGAGGGAGAAAGAAAAAGGGACGAGCUAUGAGGGCACCGCUUCAUUUUAUCAGAAUGUAAGCAAAAAAAAAAAAGGAAAAAAAACCUAAAGUAUAUUUUUGUAAAUGUAAAUAUCCACAUCUUCAAGAGCUGGAAUGUUGAAGUUACCUACUAAGUAGGCAUGGGAUUCUUUUGUAUGUUAUAUACAUGCAGUUCAUUAUUUUGUGGUUUACUUUAUUUUGUAUUUGUGUUUGUUUAAAUAAGUGACUGUUUCUGGCUUCUAAACACAUUGAAUGCGCUUAACUGCCAAUAGGAUAUUUGUUGUACAAGAUAUCCUUCCAGAAAUGAAAUAUAAAUAAAUAAAUAAAAAUAUGAAUAUA